UUUGUCCUUCAUAUUAAAGCUACCUUCCAAACCCUCCAAUCCCUUUAACUGCUAGCUUUUCCUGCCAUGUCUCUGUUAUUCAGUUAUUGUCUCUACCUCUCCUUCUUCUUCUUGUUGCUGCUAAACGUAACGCCAUCCUUUUCCACUAGAACAGUGCCAACGAUAGCCUCCGACACAUUGAAGAAAAUCGAGGCAUUCUUCUAUGCUCGGAGCGACAGCUACGCUGCCGCCAGAAAAUCAGAGUAUAUACACCAUAGUUUCACGUUGCAUGGCAUACAACAUUACGUGUAUUUUCCUGAAAAACCUAGGUGGGUGCGUAUGAAGCCCAUGACACUCACCUACGCAAUCUCUAAUGACAACCUGAUUAACUACUUGAGCUUAUCCGAUAUACAGCAUGUGUUUAAACGUGCUUUCUCCAGAUGGGCAUCCGUGAUUCCGGUGAGUUUCAUGGAGACUAAUGACUACGGCUUUGCCGACAUCAAAAUAGGGUUUUAUAGCGGUGAUCAUGGGGAUGGAGAGCCUUUUGAUGGGGUGCUAGGGAUUUUGGCCCACUCGUUUUCGCCUGUGAGCGGAAGGCUCCACCUUGAUGCAGCGGAGAGGUGGGCAGUGGACUUUCGGAAGGAGAAGUCCAUGGUGGCCGUGGAUUUGGAGUCGGUGGCGGUGCAUGAGAUUGGACAUUUACUAGGGUUGGGGCAUAGUUUGGUGAAAGAGGCUGUUAUGUAUCCGAGUUUGAAGCCUCGGGACAGGAAGGUCGAUUUGCAUCUUGAUGACAUUGAAGGUGUUCAAGCUUUGUAUGGAUCAAACCCAAAUUAUACGGUUAGCGAUUUAUCGGAGUCGUACAUUUCAACAAACGUGGCCGUUGAUUUCAAAAGCAAUAGACCAUCAACAUGGGGAAAUAUCAUCUUGGUUUUGAUUAUGAUAUUUCUAUGCAUGUAUUACUAAGGGAGACUUCGGAUGUGAUCUUUAGUUAUGAAUAUUUUUUAUUGAAAUCUUGUUGGUUUUUAAUUUUUGAUCA
Malus domestica (apple) is the source of this 1015-nucleotide messenger RNA. RefSeq names its product metalloendoproteinase 4-MMP-like. Gene Ontology annotation, cellular component: extracellular matrix. NCBI's taxonomy places the organism in Eukaryota, Viridiplantae, Streptophyta, Magnoliopsida, Rosales, Rosaceae. Gene Ontology annotation, molecular function: zinc ion binding; metalloendopeptidase activity. Gene Ontology annotation, biological process: proteolysis; collagen catabolic process; extracellular matrix organization. The record is from RefSeq and is a predicted model, not a curated record.